UUACCAUCGUUCUGCUUGAGAAUACUACUGCAUUUACUAUCAGACAACAUCUAGAGUGUUAGAGGAUUAUCGACCGUACGCUGCAGAUUGUGUUAAAGGCAGGUUAAAGCAGUAGUUGAUCAGAUUACUGUCUUGAAGCAGUCUUCCACACGCGGAGCAGGCACAUCUUAUUUGUGUACCUCCGACGACGCCUGAGCUCAAAUGACGGACCAGUUUGCAUAUUCGUAUCCCUCACCGUUAGAGGGAUAUGAGAACCUAGAACCGCUAUCUGAAGAAAGAAACGAGGAUGGAAAGUCCUUAAGAAACCCCCAACAUGGGAUUCUGAGUAAGGCAUACGAGGAGUUCCCGGACCCUCUCACCAAGGGUCGUCGUGGGGGCUUCGAUAUUCAUAUCUAUCACUUCCAGAACAAUCCAGAUCAGGUCGCUUUUGCAAGAGCCCUGUGGGAGAGGAUCAGGCGUGAAUUUCCCGAGUUACGAAUCUACCAGUUCUUCGACAGGCCGAUAGGGCCUCAUCCAGUGGCCAUGUUCGAAGUUAACCUUUUCACUCCUGCACAAUUUGGUGCCUUUGUGCCCUGGCUUGUUGUCAAUCGGGGACCCUUGAGUGCAUUGAUCCAUCCGAAUACGGUGGAAACCGAGGAAGAGCGUAAUCACACCCAACGUGCUACUUGGCUGGGUGAAAGAAUACCUCUCGAUUUACGGUUAUUCAAGUUGAUGAAAGAGGCACAGAAGAGAAAGGAGCUUGAGGCGGAGAAGAAGGCGGCUGCAGAAGAGAAGUUAUGAUUUCGGUUCUCUGUUGAUCCGUGCUCACUUCGGGAUGGUGUUGGCUUCUAUGUAGUCAGUCGUAUUGACUUGGUUGACUUUGACAAUUUGAACCCGGAAUGGGCGCUAAGAAGGCUUGUCUGUUUAUGAUAUCCA
Aspergillus piperis CBS 112811 is the source of this 915-nucleotide messenger RNA. RefSeq lists its product as uncharacterized. Bases 202 to 780 code for a protein of 192 amino acids. The transcript is spliced from 4 exons. The record is from RefSeq and is a predicted model, not a curated record. NCBI's taxonomy places the organism in Eukaryota, Fungi, Ascomycota, Eurotiomycetes, Eurotiales, Aspergillaceae.